Molecule: messenger RNA, 2964 nt
Organism: Cottoperca gobio
Lineage: Eukaryota; Metazoa; Chordata; Actinopteri; Perciformes; Bovichtidae
Gene: abcg8
Product: ATP-binding cassette, sub-family G (WHITE), member 8
Exons: 13
Coding region: 198-2210 (670 amino acids)
Biological process (GO): cholesterol homeostasis; cholesterol efflux; transmembrane transport
Cellular component (GO): signaling receptor complex; plasma membrane
Molecular function (GO): cholesterol transfer activity; ATP hydrolysis activity; ABC-type transporter activity
Source: RefSeq, a predicted model, not a curated record
UGAGCUGAGACAAGAGGAGAUCUUCAGCUUUACUGGAGUCAAACUAUCUGACAGAGAGAGGAAGAGGAGAAGAGGGGAACAACAGCAGAAAAACAAAGGCAGACACCCGAAAACAGAAAACGAGAGGAACCCAACAGAAGACAAAGGGGGUGUUGACCUCUUGACCCUGCAAACGUCAACUAGCAACUUUCAUCAUCAUGGACACAGACACCGGCCUCAAUCAGGAAAAUGGCUCCUCGCAGCAUCAAGACACAGAGUUGUUCUCGUCUGAAGAGGACAGCAGUCUUUACUUUACCUACAGUGGAGGGUGCAAUGAGCUGGAGGUCAACGACCUGCACUACGAGGUGGACACGGCGGCUCAGAUUCCCUGGUAUGAGAGGUUGUCAGAGUUCAAGUUGCCGUGGGAGAUAAAUGGAAACAAGCAGACAGCCAUCAACAAGCUCAGCCUCCGAGUCCGCAGCGGGCAGAUGUUGGCCAUCAUCGGCAGCUCAGGUUGUGGUAAAACAUCUUUGCUGGACAUAAUAACAUGUCGUGAUGAGGGUGGUAUAAUGACGUCCGGUCAGGUUCGGAUUAACGGGAAGCCCAACACGCCCCAGCUGGUGAAGAAGAACAUCGCUCAUGUCCGGCAGGACGACCGCCUUCUUCCUCACCUCACUGUCCGCGAAACUCUCGCCUUUGUUGCCAAACUGAGGCUCCCCACCCACUUCACUCAGGCUCAGAGAGACCAGAGGGUGGAUGAUGUCAUCGCAGAGCUGCGGCUGCGACAGUGUGCUCACACCAGGGUGGGGAACGACUAUGUGAGGGGGGUUUCUGGAGGGGAGAGGAGGAGAGUCAGUAUAGCUGUUCAGCUUCUCUGGAACCCCGGUAUCUUGAUCCUGGACGAGCCCACAUCAGGCUUGGACAGCUUCACAGCCCACAACCUGGUGAUCACACUGUCCCGCCUGGCCCGGGGAAACCGCCUGGUGCUGCUGUCGGUGCACCAGCCUCGCUCUGACAUCUUCCAGCUCUUCGACCUCGUCGUCCUGCUGUCGUCAGGUUCAGCCGUAUACUGCGGCGCUGCCCGAGACAUGGUGCCUUACUUCACUGCCCUGGGACACCCCUGCCCACGAUACUGCAACCCCUCUGACUUCUAUGUUGAUCUGAUCAGUAUAGACCGGCGCAGUCCGGAGCGAGAGGCCGAGUGUUUGGAGCGGUCCACAGUUCUGGCUGAGCAGUUCAUGGAAAAGGUCCGAGACACAAACGAUCACAUGUGGAAACCAGCUGGGACAGACACGGCACCAACACACACUAAGAGCAGCCCUCAGCAGCUGUGCAAAGUAAAAGGAGAGGAAGUUAUCACCAUCACAAAUCAAAGAAACAGACUGCCGGGCCGACUGCACCAAUUUACCAUCCUCAUCAGGCGUCACAUGUAUAACGACUACAGAGACCUGGUCACCUUACUGGUCCACGGCUUCGAGGCCCUGCUCAUGUCACUGCUGGUCGGUUGUCUCUACUACGGGGCAGGAGAGGAGCGUCUGUCCAUUCAGGACACGGUGGCCCUCCUCUACAUGAUCGGAGCUCUCACCCCCUUCGCUGUGGUGCUGGACGUCAUAGCUAAAUGUCACACGGAGAGAGCCAUGCUCUACCACGAGCUGGAGGACGGCAUGUACUCCGUCACCUCGUACUUCUUUGCAAAGGUCCUGGGGGAGUUACCGGAGCACUGCGUGUUCACCCUGGUGUACGGCCUUCCCAUCUAUUGGCUGGCCGGGCUUAACGAAGCACCGGACCGUUUCCUGCUCAACUUCCUGCUGGUGUGGCUGGUGGUGUACUGCAGCCGAGCCAUGGCUCUGUUCGUAGCGGCUGCGCUGCCCACCCUGCAGACCUCAUCCUUCAUGGGGAACUCCUUUUUCACUGUCUUCUAUCUGACCGGAGGUUUUGUCAUCAGCCUGGACAAUAUGUGGCUCGUGGCCUCGUGGUUCUCUCACGCCUCCUUCAUGCGUUGGGGUUUUGAGGGCAUGCUGCAGGUGCAGUUUAGCGACAACAUGUACCCCGUCACAUUCAGAAACUUCACCAUCAAUAUUGACGGCAUAUACGUGGUGGAGGCCAUGAACAUGAACCAGUACCCUCUGUACGCGUGCUAUCUGGUCCUGCUGGCGGUCUGUCUGGUCUUCAUGGCGCUCUAUUACGUGUCCCUUAAAUUCAUCAAACAGAAGUCCAGUCAGGACUGGUGAAAACAUCUGGAUGAUCCGGACACUGUCUGAAGUGCAGUUUUUACUUCAGGGAGAGGGUUCUGGUUCGGCUGGUUCGACACUGAGUCAUUGUACUCUCACCAUCAGGAUGUUUGGCUGUGAGAAAGCGGUUAGUUUAAGGGGGAAAGGUCAAAUAUAAGUAUAUGUUUUGAAAUGUACCUUUUCACAAUAACAACACCAGAAACUCCUGCACACAGUAGAAACACAUGAAAUAACCACCUGACACCUCAGGCGAGCACUUAAAGUCAUUAAUGUAUAAAACAAUUCCUAAAAAUGCAAGCAAUUCCGUCUUUUUUUUUGACUUGUAGAAAGUAUUUCUAUAUCCAACAGUUUAAAUAUGGGAAUAAUAAAGAAGCACUGGUUGCAGUACUGCUGUCUGCUGCUGGAUGGCAGCAGAGCAUUGCACUCAAAUCAAAGUUAAAAAUGAUGGAUUUUCUUUUUUUCCGCUCUCGGCAAAUGAUUAGAGCGCCACUUUGGCAGAUAUCCAUCUGCAGCUUUUGCUUGUUUCAUUUUCAAUUUCCUUUUUUUUUUCUACAGCUUUAUCUCUUUUUUGUAUAUGUAAGGUUAUUAAGCUUAACGUGUGUGUGCCAGUAUAGGGAGCACUGAAAAUAAAAGCCUAGAAGAGAUUUAGUAAGUCACACUCGAGCUUGUACUUGUGUCCUCAAAGAUUGAAGAUUAUGUAAACUGUGUGUUUUUGCACUGGUGCAAAAGCCUGAUAAAUAUUUGACUGACGUGG